Botrytis deweyae is the source of this 1326-nucleotide messenger RNA. RefSeq lists its product as uncharacterized. Gene Ontology annotation, cellular component: fungal-type vacuole. Gene Ontology annotation, biological process: proteolysis. Gene Ontology annotation, molecular function: aspartic-type endopeptidase activity. The record is from RefSeq and is a predicted model, not a curated record. The transcript is spliced from 6 exons. NCBI's taxonomy places the organism in Eukaryota, Fungi, Ascomycota, Leotiomycetes, Helotiales, Sclerotiniaceae. Bases 1 to 1326 code for a protein of 441 amino acids.
AUGUAUACUCAAUUCUUCUUCGAACUCAUUCAAUUUCUGGGGUCUGUCACCUCUCGGCCAAAUGCCGUAGGACAAGGCUACAGGCCAGCUGCGUUUCAAGGCCCUUCAACCCCUAAAAAUGUCAAUACUUUCUUUGCAUUAACUGCCGGGAUCAAUCGUCGGAAGGGUGACCUUCCAGGCAUAGCUCCGGCCAAUCCGCUUCAGAAGGGACACGAUUGGUACACCGAAUUAGAAGUGGAAGGACAGAAAUAUCCUGUCGUUAUAGACACAGGCAGUAGCGAUACAUGGAUCGUUAAACCCAACUUUACAUGUUUAGAUCAUGGUACCGGAGCACCAACUUCUCAAAGUGAAUGCUUGUUUGGUCCAGGGUAUGCCCCCGACUCAGGCUUCAAGCCGAUCCCGAGCCAACAUCUCAAUACUACAUAUGCAAGUGGGGAGAAUCUAAAAGGAACAUUUGGUUUCGUGGAUGUAACUUUGGGUGGGAUUUCUGUCAAUACUCAGAUUGCGACUGUUGAUACAGCUGCAUGGCUUGGUGAUGGAACCACGAGUGGCUUGUUGGGUCUUGCAUAUCCAUCUAUCACCGCGGCGUUCAAUGGCACCACUUUUGAAAAUGACAAUGCGGAAACUCAACUUCCAUAUGACCCUAUCUUCACGACCAUGCACAAAAAGCACCUUAUACCCCCAAUUUUCAGUCUCGCCUUGAGCAGGCCCUCAAAUCGCAUUAGCCACGGCAAUGGAUAUUUAGCCUUAGGCGGCUUGCCUCCCAUUGCCUCCUAUAGAGCUUGGGCUGUGGCGCCAAUUCAAAUCGUCGCCAUAGGGGAAGGUUACAUACAAGGAGCUCUUCCAUGGCCACAGCAUCAAGUCUACACACUCACACCAGACAAUUUCAUUUACCCUGGUAGUCAACGUCAAAAAUGGAAUCCCAAACACUGGUCCCCACUUUCCAUGCCCAGCAGCAGUUCUCAGGUCCAACUCUUCAUCGACUCAGGCACUACCCUUAUUUUCCUCCCCAACUCCAUCUCUUCCGCCCUUGCAGCACUAUACAAGCCACCUGCCGUUUACAAUGCAGAUCUACUCGCUUACUCUGUACCAUGUAAUGCUAAAGUGCCGUAUUUUGCUGUCGUUAUUAGUGGCGUGUCGUUUCCUGUCGAUCCAAGGGAUAUGGUACAGGAUGAUAACACGGGUACGGGAAACUGCGUGGCGGGCGUGAGUGACGGAGAUCCUUUUAACUUUUAUACGCUUGGAGAUGUGUUUUUGAAGAAUGUAGUGGUGGUUUUUGAUGUGGGGGCUUCCCAGUUGAAGUUUAGGAGUAGGGGUUUCUACUGA